This is a messenger RNA of Debaryomyces hansenii CBS767, 141 nucleotides long. RefSeq names its product DEHA2B03608p. The record is from RefSeq and is a predicted model, not a curated record. NCBI's taxonomy places the organism in Eukaryota, Fungi, Ascomycota, Pichiomycetes, Serinales, Debaryomycetaceae. Bases 1 to 141 code for a protein of 46 amino acids. The transcript has a single exon.
AUGGGUACUUUGUCGGAAUCGUACAAAUCGUGCUUGUCCAGUCCGUGUGUGACUCACGUAUUCCUGCCCACCAGUACGAGUAGGUCUAGAUUACAUGUAUGGCGAAGCGAUCAUGUAGAGUGGCCAAAAUGUAGGAGAUGA